AUGUUUCUUAUCAAUGCUUCGAAGCCCCUGGGAGCUGGUAGCCCUGUGGUUGUUUAUCAGCAGGUGAGAAACAUCUCAAGAAGGAGGAUAGCGUACCCUUUCUAUCCAUUCAAGAGACUGGGUAGACAGCAUCCAAAAAAACAUGAUUCUAACCUUAAAUCUGCUAUGAGGCAAUUCUUGGGCCCUAGGAACUAUAAGGGUGAAUACGUGAUGAAUAAAUACUUUAGAGCACCCACGAAUCAUGUUCCCAACUAUGUGAAGCCAGAUCUGGAGAGGGGCCAGAGUUUACAACAUCCCAUCAGUGGUGAGAACGUUGUUUUGAAGUAUGACGGGACUUUUGGUGAGGCACCAGAGAAUAGGCGUUUGCAACAGAUUCCAGAGAGGAGACUGCUGCAACCUUUCCCUAAUAAUCCACAUUGCAAAACGAAUCAUCUAAUAAGUGAAGAGCUGAAGAUGAAAAUUUAUAAUGAUAUCCAGAUUGAAGGUCUUUCUACACAGCAGGUUUCUCAAAACUACGGUUUGAAAGUGACCAGAGUGGAAGCCAUUGUGAAACUAAUGGAAAUUGAGCAAAAAUGGGCCAAACGUAACAAUAUUAAUGAGGAUUUAGAAGCAAUGGCAUCGACAAUGUACAAGAUGUUCCCCAUUUUUGAACCAGAAUCUAGAAAGACACGGGAAAAUUUAAGUGAAAUCCCUGUCCCACAAAAGGCUCUUUCAUCUCGUUUCCUGACCAUUGCAGAAUCUGAGCCAUUUGGCCCCAUUGAUGCUGCAAAGCUUCUGGAAUUAGAGCCCGCUACAACUACUUUGGAGAAACUCUCUACAGUGGGUGAACAUUCCGCAGGUCAUUCUGCAACCAACAAGAACAAACGCAAAGUUGUCUAUGGCGAAUUGCUUCAGGAUGAGAAGUCAAUGUUCAAAUUCACCAAGGCUCGUGUAGGUAGCGUUGGUUUUCGUUACGGUCGUGUCAAUCGUGACAACAAGAAAGAUCGGAAGAUUGGGUUCAAUGAACUGGGACAGAUGAUUUACAUAUAA
This is a messenger RNA of Torulaspora delbrueckii, 1029 nucleotides long. It is a transcript of the gene MRPS35, whose product is annotated as mitochondrial 37S ribosomal protein mS45. The record is from RefSeq and is a predicted model, not a curated record. Gene Ontology annotation, biological process: mitochondrial translation. The transcript has 2 exons. Lineage: Eukaryota; Fungi; Ascomycota; Saccharomycetes; Saccharomycetales; Saccharomycetaceae. The coding region runs from base 1 to 1029 and encodes 342 amino acids. Gene Ontology annotation, molecular function: structural constituent of ribosome. Gene Ontology annotation, cellular component: mitochondrial small ribosomal subunit.